This is a messenger RNA of Metopolophium dirhodum (rose-grain aphid), 1126 nucleotides long. RefSeq names its product neurotrophin 1-like. Lineage: Eukaryota; Metazoa; Arthropoda; Insecta; Hemiptera; Aphididae. The record is from RefSeq and is a predicted model, not a curated record. Gene Ontology annotation, biological process: innate immune response; central nervous system formation; regulation of Toll signaling pathway. Gene Ontology annotation, cellular component: extracellular region. Gene Ontology annotation, molecular function: Toll binding; growth factor activity. The coding region runs from base 178 to 1122 and encodes 314 amino acids. The transcript has 7 exons.
GCAGUGCUUAAAUAGCAGUUACGCCGACUGGCUGUGUCGGCGUGCAACGAUAAUUUCAAUAUUAUAAUAUACAAUUUACGUUUACGUUUACGCAUACAUCGAUCAAUCGUUACAAUCUGUCAAACAAUAUAUUAUACAAAACAUUUUAAAACUUUUUACUAGUACAUAUUUGACAAAAUGACCGUAUGGACGCGGCUGAUGAUUAUAUUGGCUCUCAUUAGUACGGUUCAAUGGCCUAACUCAACAGCACAACAAACAAAAGACAAUAAUUCAUAUUGGGAACAGUAUUUGAGGUCUUCUGCAAGGCAUAUGCCGAAAAGAACACGUUUUUUUGAUCAAAAUACUACUGAAACUACUGCAGCCAUCACAUCAAGUUAUAAGGAAGAUCAAAAAAAUGAACCUGUUAUAAAUAUUAAAAAUAUAAAUGUAAGAGAUUUACCACCAGCAAACUUGACCAAAUCAUUAUUUACAAAUGAAAAUACAACCAAUAUUACCAAUAAGCAAGCUAGCACCGGUAAAAAAUUGCGUAAAAAAAGAAUUUCACCAAAUCCAACAGUUUCAAUCAACAAAUUUAUACCAGAUCCACAAGUAAUCGAAAAAUGUUCAUUGAACGAAACUUUUUGUGUCAAAGUUGAUAAUUAUCCAAAACAAGAAUUAUCCGAUAUUUUUAGAACCAGCAAAUAUAUGUCAACUUCUUAUUUUGGAACAGAUACUGUACCUAAUGAAAUACAUACAAAAAUAUCCAAUAGUAAUCUUGAAUCAUUGUGUGAAUCAAAAGUAGAAACUAUAUUUCCGCAAGCAGCUAUUACACAAACCAAUGAAUGGCAUUAUGUUAUUCAAGACCUAGUUAUUAACAACACCAAUUUUCAACAAGGUUUUCGAGUGGAGAUAUGUAUAAAUAAAAUUGAAGCGAAGUGCAAAUUUGAUGAUAAAUUACCAUUUGGAUACUCAUCAAGUUGUGUACAAAAAUAUAUCUAUAAAAAAAUGGUUGGCAUUAAACAUUCUAAUGAAAUAUAUUAUGAAAAUUUUAGAAUACCAUCAUGUUGUGAGUGCAUGUAUAGUAAAGUUUCAGAUAUAACAACAAUGUUUGAAGACAGGAAAAAUUACCUAACUAGGUGUUAAACAA